AAAAACACCAGAAGAAUGUUCUCCCUCGUAAACAGAGCUAACCGUGGAGGUACAGAUAAUAUCCUGCCCAAUCAAAGUGAUGCUUCUAAUUGAUUAAAUAAACCACGGACCCCCUUCUUCUUCUGGCAUUAACCGUAUAAGAGGACAGUAUGGAGGAGUCAUGGGAUUUUGAGUUUCUGUCCCGCAUCGCUGACAGUUGCUUGUCGUUUAUCUCCGAGUUUGUUGACGAUUGGCUCGCCAACGACAUGAGGGUCUCUAUAUUUAAAAUCCUGCUCAGCUGGCUGAUUUUUAGUCUAAUCGCCAUUCACUUUGCUUGGAAAGUCUACGGGAACACGGUGAACGACAUGUAUUACCGACAAGGGACUGGACAAAACGGAGCAACACCCGAGGCAGCUACUCACCUGGGCAGAUGGGAGAGUAAAGCUGGAGACCCUCCGAAGAGCCAUCGGGAUUAAAGGAACACUCAUCUUUAAAACUGGGCUGGAUGUUUUUACAUCAGAGACACUAAAUGAACAUAAACAGUUUGGAUCAUUUGUAAAUGUGAACAUCCAUCAGUUUUCCAGCACUGGCCACAGAACAGGACACUCUCUGCGGGAAGGACUGAAAUAAAUUGUGUUGUCAAAAUGGACUAUCGUGGCAGCAGCAGUGAAGGUAUAAAAUAACUGUUAUAUCACUUAAAACGCUACACAUAACAGGAAACUAUAUUUGUAUGGUGCAACAAAUGUAUUCUAGAAGUUUGGGCUCACAGUCAAAUAUACUUUUUUAUGAAUCAUCCUGGCAUUAGUGGAGCUGGAUGAGUAGUGACAGCAUAUGCUGUGUGUAAAUAGUUAUAGCAGUAUUACUAUUGAGCAACAGAUGUGGCCAGUUUUAUUUAUGCAAUUUGAUACAUAAAUGAUCGUGUGUAAACCACUGCUUAAAUGAUUUUUAGUUGCACCUUACACCAUUUCAUGUUUUUGAAGGAUUACAACAACAAACCUCCGUGUACUUUAUUCAGAUCUCAUAUGAUAUACCAAUACAAACUAAUUAUAAACUGGAAGGAAAAUAA
Girardinichthys multiradiatus is the source of this 1045-nucleotide messenger RNA. It is a transcript of the gene tcta, whose product is annotated as T cell leukemia translocation altered. NCBI's taxonomy places the organism in Eukaryota, Metazoa, Chordata, Actinopteri, Cyprinodontiformes, Goodeidae. The record is from RefSeq and is a predicted model, not a curated record. The transcript is spliced from 3 exons. The coding region runs from base 150 to 455 and encodes 101 amino acids.